Sclerotinia trifoliorum is the source of this 3862-nucleotide messenger RNA. NCBI's taxonomy places the organism in Eukaryota, Fungi, Ascomycota, Leotiomycetes, Helotiales, Sclerotiniaceae. The record is from the annotation of a GenBank genome assembly.
UUCUCAAUCUGUAGUUGUAACUUCAACUUACAAUCAAACAUCAAACACCAUAUCCUGGUACAUACAGUUACCAACUUACCAUGUAUUCAGCCCGACAAACUAUCCUGCGUACAUCAUGAUUGGAGCGCAAGGGUAUCCUCCGUAUAGCGUUCGAUAUACUUCACAAUUGGACUGUAGAUCAUUUGCAAAUGCCACCGCUAGUGCGGAGUAUGCAUUCAGCCUAUACAUUCGUCCCACUCUGCCUUUAAAGUUGGGGUAAUUUAUUCAUGACGGAAUGGGCAAAUGUGCGAAAGUUGCGUCUAGAUGAUCAAAGUUUGUGUUCCUAAAAGUAUAAGGAUACAGUGGUACUACCUUGGACAAGUACUUCAUGGCUCCUAUGGCUGUCCACCGAUACUUUAUCAUGUCGAUCCAUUUCAGAUUGUUUCUCAUUGUUGCAUGCUUGGUGCAGGGAAUUUUUGCUCUGACGGUUGGCAAUAUUCAGAAUGCACGCAUUCACGUGUCCAAAAGAGAUGUUCUACAAGACGUGGUCAGUCAGUUAUUUGCAGUGGAGACUUUCAAAAGAAGAAUUUUAAUCCUUGAUAUGUUCGCAGGUGUCUUGGGAUGAACAUUCCAUUCUUGUUCGCGGUGAACGUAUUAUGGUCUAUUCGGGUGAAUUUCAUCCAUUCCGUCUGCCGUCGCCAGGAUUAUGGCUCGAUGUCUUUCAAAAAAUCAAGGCAAUGGGCUUCAGUGGUGUAUCUUUCUAUACGUACUGGGGCCUACUUGAAGGAAACCCUGGAGAGUUGAUUACGAAUGGGGUAUUCAGUCUCGAUGAAUUUUUUGAUGCUGCAAUGGAAGCUGGGAUCUACUUAAUCGCUCGUCCUGGUCCAUAUAUCAAUGCCGAAACAGCAGCUGGGGGAAUCCCUGGCUGGGUGCUUAAGAUCAGAGGAAUAAUCAGAUCCACGGAUCAGGAUUACCUUGAUUCGACACAGAACUAUGCUUCUACUAUUGGCAAAAUCAUAGCCAGAGCACAAAUCACAAAUGGUGGUCCUGUGAUCAUGGUCCAACCUGAAAACGAAUACUCAUCAUGGCCAGGUGUUACUAAUUUUCCAAGUCAAAUGAACAAAGACUACAUGGCAUUCGUGGAGCAACAGCUUCUCGAUGCGGGAAUCGUUGUACCAUUUAUUGUCAAUGAUAAUUUGAAUAUAGGUAAUUUUGCACCCGGCAGUGGGCUUGCAGAGGUGAAUAUUUAUGGGAUUGAUGCUUAUCCUAUGCGUUAUGACUGUGGGGAUCCGUACAUUUGGCCAACUUAUAGAUUUCCCAAGACUUGGGAGAUGACUCAUGCAAAUUAUAGUCCAUCGACACCUUUUGCAGUCGCCGAGUUCCAGGGUGGAGGUGGAGACGGGUGGUAAGUUUUCAAAAGAAAUUGAUGCACUCACUGCUGAUUUAUAAACAGGGGUGGUGUUGGAGAAGAUCGAUGCGCCAUCCUUACUAACAAUGAUGCGAUCAAGGUGCAGUUCAAAAACACUUACAGCUUUGCUGUGACAAUCUUCAAUGUCUAUAUGGUAAGAUUCAUAGCUUGUCCUCAGCACCUGUGGCUUGGUUGCUAACGUCGUGAAAGAUUUAUGGCGGUACUAACUGGGGUAACCUUGGCUAUCAUGGAGGAUACACAUCCUACGAUUAUGGAGCAUCAAUCACCGAAGACCGUCAAAUUUGGCGUGAGAAGUAUAGUGAAAUGAAACUCGAAGCCAACUUCUUGAAGGCAUCUGCAGCUUACUUGACUACUACAGCGGGGCAUGGCGCGAAUGGAUCUUAUGGAGUUCCAGCUGAAAUUGCUGUAACUCCAUUAUUUAGUGCCAUUAAUGAAACAAACGGCACAAGAACUAACUUUUACGUGGUCCGACAUGCGAAUUUCACUUCUCUUGCAAGAACAUUGUAUAAUCUCACUGUCACUACCUCUCGUGGCAACAUUACGAUACCUCAAAUUGGUGGAUCAUUAGUAAUGAUUGGUCGAGAUUCGAAGAUACAUGUUACAGAUUAUGAUAUCGGAGGACUCCAUAUGAUCUAUUCAUCAGCGGAGAUUUUCACUUGGGCUAAGAGUAGUAAUUCAGGACGAGUUUUGGUUCUUUAUGGCGGAAAUGGGGAGAUCAACGAAGCUGCUUUCCCAACUUCAUUUGGUGUUCCUGAGGUCAUUGAAGGGCACGGAGUUGAUAUUCAAAGACUCGGCGGAUCAUGGGUCCUUCAAUGGGCAGUGGAGUCGGAAAGGCGAGUCGUCCAAAUUGGAAAGCUAAGGAUUUACCUUUUGUGGCGAAAUGAAGCAUACAAUUACUGGUCUUUGGAAUUAGAAGCACCACAACCAGUUGGAAACCACACAUCUCCAUCGAAAUCAUCUGUUAUCAUCAAUGGUGGUUACCUCCUACGAACAGCGAGUAUUGAAGACAAACAACUUAAACUCACUGGUGAUAUCAACGCCACGACUAACUUUGAAGUCAUUUCAACACCUACCGAAGUAACUUCAGUUUUCUUCAAUAACAAGCAACUUCAUACCACGAAAUCGAAAAACGGAAAUCUCCAUGGCGCGGUAUCAUUCAGUCCCCCAUCGAUAACUCUUCCAGAUUUUAAAACUCAAUCAUGGCACUACAUCGAUUCCCUCCCCGAACUCCAACCCAUUUACGACGAUACCCGGUGGACAUCAUUAGAUCAUACAACUACAAACAAUACUCUCAAUCUAACAACUCCUACUUCAAUGUAUGCCAGUGACUACGGUUAUCACACAGGAUCCCUCAUCUACCGCGGCCGCUUUCUGUCUAGCGGCAAUGAAGCCACACUAUUCAUCAACACGACUGGCGGUGCCGGCUUUGCUCAUUCAAUUUGGCUCAAUUCCACAUUCCUAGGAUCUUGGAUUGGUAGUGGUGGAAACCAAACUUAUGCUCAAACCUUUACACUUCCAUCUGCCCUCGAAGCGGGCAAGAAUUAUGUGUUCACGAUACUAAUAGACCACAUGGGUCAAGACGAAGAAGCCCCAGGGACAGAUGCUAUUAAAUUUCCCCGAGGAAUCCUCGAUUAUUCGCUCUCUUCACACCCUCAAGGCGAUAUCGUCUGGAAGAUGACAGGAAAUUUGGGCGGCGAACAAUACAUUGAUAAAACACGGGGACCAAGAAACGAAGGGGCGAUAUUUGCAGAGAGACAAGGAUAUCAUUUACAGAACCCUCCGAGCGGAGAGUGGGACGUGAAAAAUCCGGUUGAGGAUGGUGUGGAAAGUGCGGGUGUGGGCUUUUUCACUACGACGUUUGACUUGCAUGUACCGGAGGGAUGGGAUGUCCCGAUGGGAUUUGUGUUUAAUGGGACGACUGGUGAAGAAGGAAAUGGGGGUAAUUAUAGAGUACAGCUUUUUGUCAAUGGAUGGCAAUUUGGAAAAUAUGGUAGGUCUCUCUCCCGUAUUUCUGCUCCCCGCUCCCCCCUUCCUUUUUCUUUCCCUUACUCCAAUAGUACUAAACUGACACCUCCCCUCGCAAUAGUAAACAACCUAGGUCCCCAAACCAAUUUCCCCAUUCCAGAAGGUAUCCUCAAUCAUAACGGAACAAACACCGUAGCUUUAACUCUUUGGUCUCUGGAUAGUAAUGGAGCGAAAAUUGGUGGGUUUGAAUUAGUUCCCAAUGCGAAAAUUUGGAGUGGAUAUCGUAAGCCAGCUUUGGUGGAGGGAGAGACGUGGAGUGAGAGGAUGGGUGCGUAUUGAGAAGAGAAGGAAGGGGGAAGAGAGAAGUAUAAAGGAAGGGAUCCGGGUAGAGAAGGAGGGAAUGGUGCGGUGCAAGUUGUCUUGUCGGGCUAUUGAUAACUCAGGAGUGUAAAUACUAGAAACUUACUUCAUUUUUCCAGCUCCAUAUUU